AUGGAUCCACGUUAUCGUUUUUCGGCACGUAUGCCACCACCACUUCAAGAUAGUAAUCAAAUAUUUACAAGUCGAUACAAUCAUCGUCCCGUAAUAUCCACAUCAAAUCAUCGAAUAUCUCGUUAUCCUAUUCCAAUGUCAUCAGCAACACCACAUCUAUUUUCUUAUCAACCUCGACAUCGUUUUCUUUCAGCAUGGGAUCUUGCACCAAAUCCAACAAUUUAUUUAUCAGCACGAAAUAUUGGACAAUCAAUGAAUAAUUCACCGUCUUCUUAUCAUCAUAAUUCAUCAUCGGAUAUUCUCGAAAAUAAAAAUAAAUUAUCAUUACCUCAACAUUCUUCACAAUCAUUAUUAACAAACAAUAGUAAGUGA
Molecule: messenger RNA, 372 nt
Organism: Didymodactylos carnosus
Lineage: Eukaryota; Metazoa; Rotifera; Eurotatoria; Philodinida; Philodinidae
Source: the annotation of a GenBank genome assembly